Molecule: messenger RNA, 2488 nt
Organism: Alosa alosa (allis shad)
Lineage: Eukaryota; Metazoa; Chordata; Actinopteri; Clupeiformes; Clupeidae
Exons: 2
Coding region: 325-2340 (671 amino acids)
Source: RefSeq, a predicted model, not a curated record
UCUAUACAUUAUCCCUUACCUAUCCAUACUGCGCUAUCUGUCUAUACUGCCCACACUGCACUUUCUAUAUCAUUCCUUUAACAUGUACAUGCUCUUUACUUAACUGUUUGUGCACUUCUGGUUAGAUGCCAACUGCAUUUUGUUGUCUUUUGUUGUCAAUUUGUGAUUUAGCUUAUAAAUUAGUUAAUUACCUCUUUGCCAUCAACCUAAUAAGGGCUUCCCCUUGCAAAUAAUGAUGAAUGAUGUGUCAAAUUGUCCUAUAGUUACUUAUGUUUUAUGAUAAUGAACAGUCACUGACAUUUCUUCCUCUGAAUGUAGAGAACAAUGGACAGCAAUGUUGCAAGCUCCGUUCACAAUCUCAUUACUGCAGCAGAGGUGCGGGACACCACCAUGAUGCUGAUGCAAACCAAUGCCAACUGGGAGGAGUACCUGACUCCAGCUCCCCUCUCCAUCCUCAUCAUGGCGGAGCUCGUCUUCAUCUCGUCAAACGAUGACUUCUCCAUCAGCAAGAACCCCCCACCAGGUGGCUUCAAGUACAUAAGGUACCCAGACUCCUUCAGAGCCUGUCUUAUGCAGGUCUGUAAUUCAGGCUGGGACGCAUUCAACAAGGCCCAUAAGCACAUAGAUCAGAUCCGCAUUCACACGGCCACAGUUCCUAAUUACAUGAAGGAAGCAGUCAAGAUCCUUUUCAAUGGCAGCGAUGAAGAUAUAGAAACUCUCCUGCCACUUCAGUUGGAACAAAUCUGCACCAUUGCAGAUGAGUGUGAGAUGAUGACAAGUGAUGUUGAAAAUCAAUAUACUGACGUCAUCAAUUUAAUCCAGGAAAUGUUGGAGGCCUGUAUGAAUGCUCUGAACCACUUUAAUAGAGAAGAGCUGGAAAUGGGUAAGAUGAAACUGGAGACAAUCCAAACGAGGGAGAAGUCAUCCACAGAGGUGACUGAAUGGUCCAAGAAGGCAAUGGAGGCCAUGUCAAAGCAAAUAGACGAAGCCCUUAAUAUGUACAAGAAAUCAAUGGAAACUAUGCCCUCUGGGUGGGAUAUGAGAGACCAGACUACAGUGCAGGACAGGCAACAGCAUACCAAAACUGAAGAUGAGAAUGUUGAUCUGAUCACACAAAUGAAAGUCUACAGCAAGUCUGGAGAGAUUCUGAGUGCUGUAGAGUCUCUUAAAAAGUAUGUAAAUAAAAAUGGAAUAGACUGGAAGGAACUCUAUGAUCAGAAGAACAAAUGCACAAAGACCACCGUGACUCAGUCCCAACUCCAAAGGAUCUCUGAGGAGUUGGAGAAGAUGACAGAGAGUAAACUAAGUCAGCAUGUCCUGUUACUCUGUAAGAGGGGCAUCAACAUCUGUAAUGACUUUGCAACGUAUAGCCCAGAAAAGAUGUUGAACGAGAAGAUAACUAAACAGCUGAUAAAGGAGAUUGAGGAGCUGCAUGAUGAUGUCCUCAGGUUUGACUCUGAUAGCAAAACAACCUUAAAGCAUCCAGCUUUUAAUGCCAUACCACCAACGAUGCCCAAAGCAGAAAGCAACAGCCCAGGACUGCAGUCUGCCAGCCAGAGAGCGGCAGAGAACACCCAUUUCCGCAUCGAGCAGAGCCGGAACUUAUACGAGAAGAGUGUGGAGAACAUGAAGUGGAACCAGAAGGAGCUGACUGAAUUCCUGGUUGAGAUGCAGACCUGCAAGGUCAAAGAGAUCGACUUUGACACCACCAUCAAAAUGCUGGUCAAGGGUGUGGAUGCCAUGGGCAGAGUCGAAGAGCAGUGGCAGAAGAUGGUGGGCUUUUUCCAGAUGGUCUCCAACAGCCUCGGUAAUACAAUGGACAACUUUGUCCAAACAGCUAAUGAGACAAAGAAGCUUUCUUACGACAGCGAACUCUUUGCAAAAUACCUCCUGUACAACCAGGCCUUUCAAGCAUCCAACAUCGCCAGCCUGGUCCACAUGAUCUCAGGGACCUACACUGAAGUGUCCAACAAGUACCUGAUGGACAAAGUGAGCAGCCUGGGCAAGCUCAUGGCCAUGGAUAAGAAGAAGCCAGAGUUCAUGCAAGAGCGUCUCAAGCUGCAUGAGUCGUGCCAGGAAGCUCAGGAUGGCAUCCUUCAGCUGGUCCUGAAGAACAACAAAGAGUUUGAGAGGAAGACAGAUGCUAGAAUAGCAGAACUUGAGAGUGGACUGAAAGCCAUUCUGCCUGCUGCUCCACAAGAAAGAAUACAAAAAAACACUGAGGAUGGUUUUGAUGAAGAGGACACUGGGUUAGAUGAAUCACAGAAAUGGAACUUUAACUUCUGGCAGACGAAAUGGGUGUGUGAUUGGCAGCCUGCCGUAGAGCCAAACAGCAUUUAGCCUUUGAAUAUACAGCCCAUUUUAAAAUGUGUGAAAUUGAUGUCUGUGACAUACAGAGCCCCCAAAGGACAAUGGGAGGGCUCCGUAGUGACACACCACGUGUCACAAUUAGUAAUCAAUUUUACGAAAUUUGUGUGACAUAUCCAGG